Messenger RNA from Dictyostelium discoideum AX4, 1959 nucleotides. RefSeq lists its product as hypothetical. The record is from RefSeq and is a predicted model, not a curated record. NCBI's taxonomy places the organism in Eukaryota, Evosea, Eumycetozoa, Dictyosteliales, Dictyosteliaceae. The coding region runs from base 1 to 1959 and encodes 652 amino acids. The transcript has a single exon.
AUGAAAUUAUUAUUGUUAUUAAUUUUUUCAAUUUUUUUUAUAAAUAUUGUAAAAUCUAAAACUAGUGUAACUAGUAAUUAUACAACCAAUUUUAUAAUUCAAGAAGAUUGUUAUUCAAAAAUAGGUUGUAAUAUUAUAAAUCCAAAGUAUUGGGAUAAUCAAGUUGCUUUCAAUAAUCCACAAAUAUCAACAUUUAUAAUUAACAAUUUAGUGAUACCAUCUGGUAAUACAGCAUUGUUGACAGUUUCAAAUUCAUUAAUUGCCAACCAAUUACAAGUUACAUUCCCAACGAAUAAAGUAUCAAGUAUAAGUUUAGAAUUGAAUAGUAGUGUCACAGUGAAUGGUGAUUCCAAAUUUACAAAUGUUGAAAUUACACUUUCAACCAACAGUGGAUCAAUUAUGAGUGGUUCCAUUGAAUUUAUAAACUCAAUAGUGAAAUUAACCGAUGGCUCAUCCAUAUCGACUUCAUCAAAUUUAUUUUCAAAUGAUUUUGUGGAUGUUUCAAUCGACGUGAAUACACAAUUCACUCUAUAUGAUAAAUCGUCAUUGAUGGGCAAUAGAAUCGUUAGUGAUUCGUCGAUGUUGGUGCAAGAUGAGGCAAGAAUUCAAGCUAUGAAUAUCCAAUUAUCAAAUGGUAUUGUAACAUCGAUGAAUACAUCGAUUAAAUGUAACCAAAUGGAUCUUAUGGAUAAUGGUAGCAGUAGAUAUGGUUCAACCUAUUUAUUCUAUGGUACAUUGGACGCAUCUACAUUGAUUACACCAAUUUUCAACCCAAGCACCAUCACAAAGAUUACAAUGGGUAAUGCUGUCAUUGGUGAGAUACAGCUUUUCAAGAGCACUUUGUUAAGUACAUUCCAAGGAUCAGGUACACUCAUUUCAAUUGGUGAUGCCGUAAUCGAUGGAAAUAUAACGGUAUUACCACAAACCUCAAUUAGAAUCUCCCCAACAGAUCUACCAGUGGUAUUCAAUGGUGUAUUCACAAUUAUGGAGAAUACAAAUUCAUUCCUAUCAAACAUCACCUUCCCACCAGGUUCAAUUGUUUCACCAAUUGCUCAAGGCUCAUCACAAUACUCAAACAUCACCAUUGAAGAGGGUGUUGUAGAGAUGCAAGAUGGGUUCUCUAUUUUUGGUUCAAUCACUUUAAAACCAGAUACAACUCUUUUGACUACCAAUCAAUUAAUAUUGGAGAAAUGUAUCAUAUCCGAGGGUAUCGUCGAUGUGCCCACCUCAUUGGUUUGUCCAAAUGGUAACUAUGAACAAGCAGAGGGUGGUAGUUUAGUAUUACAUGCAAAUUCUCGUACCUAUAUUUUCUUAUUAAACAAUAAUGGUGGUUUAAUCAAUGUGGUUGGCGAGAAUGUAUAUUUAAGUGCCAAUGUUAUAUCCGAUGGUGUUUUCCAAAUUCAACCCGAUUGCAAUUGUGAAGUUCAUGGUUAUAUGGAUCUUUUCUAUAAUUCAACACUCGACAUUGGUGGUAUUGGUCCAAACACAAUCAAACCAGCAUUGAGUAUCUACAAUGCUAUCAAUUUAAAUGGUGCACUCAAUUAUAACAUUAGUACUCCACCAACCGAUAUGGAUUCAAUCUAUUAUCUAAUCGAUUCAAACAUUGCCUUGGAUGGUAAUUUCUCUGAAUUUAUUCCAACCGAUCCAACCACCAUGGAUCAUUAUAAUAUUCAAUUCUCUUUUGUUACCACCACAUCCUCUGGAAAUGCUCCAGGUAGUUUAGAAAUUCAUUUCAAUUUCGCUGGUAGCCCUCCAAAGAAAACUGAUAAAAUUUGGAUAGCUUUAGGUAUCAUAUUACCAUUAAUUGUAAUUGCUAUAUUGGCAUUUGGUUUCUAUAGAUAUAAAAAAUCCCAUCAAUAUAAAGAUUAUAAACAAUUAUCUGAUGGAACUUCAACAACAUCAUCAUCAAAUUUUGAUGAUGAUAUUUUUAAUAAUCAUAAAGAUAAUAAUGAUUUAUAA